CACGAAUUUGUGUGGCCGCGGGGUUCUCUUCCCAUUCCAACCCUCCAGUAGCAUCGCCGUCGUCGCCGUCCGAUAAGUACCAGCUGCCCCUCCUGCUGGAGAGCCGUUUCUCGCACCGUCUGGGAAGGGAAGAUGAGCUGCGCCUCUACCUCCUCCCCUUGCUGCUCCGGCGUCUCUCCUCCGGUUCUUGCCAGCCCACGGGGAGGAUUCUCUGCAAGCUGCCCCACAAGAAGAAAUCAGGAAGCGUGUUUCCUCGGUUCAAGAGAAUUUCCUCGGGUCAAAUACGGCCCAGCAAACCGUGCAUCAUCGCGUUUGUCGCGGAGGGAAGUAAUUGCUUUUGCCGGUCAGCAAUCUUGGGAUAUCGGCAGAUUUGCAAGGACUUUGUUUUUCUUCAACGGGCCACCAAAUCCUCUCAAGAUUGUGGAGUCCAUAAUGAGCAGUAUCACAGCCUCGGCUCCUACCGAAGCACCGAAGAAAAUGCAAACUUCUGAUGUGGUACUGGUUACUGGAGCUACUGGUGGUGUUGGUCGAAGAGUUGUCGAUGUCCUACGGAAGAAGGGGCUACCUGUCCGUGUAUUGGUUAGAAAUGAAGAGAAGGCGAGGACAAUGUUGGGGCCAGAUGUGGACUUGAUCAUAGGAGAUGUUACAAAGGGUGAUACACUCGAUCCUAAAUACUUCAAAGGGAUCAAGCAAGUAAUCAGUGCAGUUUCUGUCAUAGUAGGCCCAAAGGAAGGUGAUACACCGGACAGGCAGAAGUAUGCGCAAGGCAUCAGGUUUUUUGAACCCGAGGUAGCGUCACCAAUACAAUUGUUCGUUUCAUUUCAUGGUAUCAUUUGUUUUGCCAAUCAGAUCAAGGGACCUUCGCCUGAAAUGGUAGAGUACAUUGGUAUGCAAAACUUAAUUAGUGCUGUAAAGAAUAGUAUUGGAUUGAGUGAAGGGAAACUGCUAUUUGGGUUCAAAGGUAAUUUAUCUGGAAAGUUUGUCUGGGGAGCACUUGAUGAUGUUGUAAUGGGUGGUGUUAGUGAAAGUGCAUUCCAAAUCCAACCAACAGGAAGUGAAACUGGUGGAGCAACUGGCUUAUUCAAAGGCAUUGUGUCUACUUCAAAUAACGGUGGAUUCACUAGUAUAAGGACAAAGAACUUUACUCUGCCCGAGGACCUGUCGGCGUAUGACGGCGUUGAACUAAGAGUUAAGGGAGAUGGGCGGAGGUACAAGCUGAUUGUAAGAACCAGCUAUGAAUGGGAUACUAUUGGUUAUACUGCAAGCUUUGACACCACGAAGGGGGAAUGGCAAAGUGUUAGGAUACCUUUCUCUUCACUGAUACCUGUAUUUCGCGCUCGGACUGCACCUGAUGCUCCGCCCUUUGAUGCAAGCAAUAUCACUGCAUUACAGCUCAUGUUCAGCAAGUUUGAAUAUGAUGGAAAGCUCAACCCAACAUUUAUAGAAGGUCCAUUCGAGCUUCCAUUUUCAAGUAUUAGAGCAUACAUAAAUGAGCCAAUUACUCCAAGGUUUGUUCAUGUGAGUUCUGCUGGAGUUACUAGACCUGAAAGACCUGGACUAGACUUAAGCAAACAACCCCCUGCUGUCCGCAUGAACAAAGAGCUUGGCUCUAUUCUAACUUAUAAGUUGAAGGGAGAAGACUUGAUCCGUGAAAGUGGUGUUCCCUACACUAUCGUGCGGCCAUGUGCUCUAACUGAGGAACCAGCUGGAGCUGACCUCAUAUUUGAACAGGGGGAUAAUAUUACUGGAAAGAUAUCGCGGGAAGAAGUUGCCCGCAUUUGUGUUGCAGCUCUAGCUAGCCCAAAUGCAGUGGGGAAGACUUUUGAGGUCAAGAGCACCGUUCCAUUCAGUGAACCAUUUGUCAUUGACCCUUCAAACCCUCCUCCUGAGAAGGACUACGAAGUGUACUUCAAAGAGCUCAAAGAAGGCAUCACUGGUAAAGAGGUACUUGAAGGAACACCUGCUCAAGUCUGAAGAAUAUGUCAAUUGCAACAUAGGCCCUCUGCUUCGGAAAGUCCUGAGAGGGUAACUAUCCACUCUUCAAACUUUUAAGAACCAGGAAGACAUGUGAAGUUACAAUGCCUGGUGUACUAAAAGCCAAGUUGAACAAUAAUGUUUUCAAAGAACCACUGGUACAUUUAGACCGGCAGUCUGAGACUGUAUGUACAGUGUCAAUAGAUCUAGUAUCUGAUGAUCUAUGCCACAAUCUUUUUGACGAAGCAUCUGUGCUACAAUCUUACUGUUGCAUUCUUUGCAGCCAUGGUAAUUUAAAUACAACGGCGUGGAUUGUCUGCAGAAGCACGAAGGAAAGUCUGUGCGCUUCUAUAGUGCGAUGUUGGAUGAACUACCAAUGGCUAUAUCCUGUGCAGUUUGAAUUAUGUUUUCAUCAGUAUAUACAUAUGAAAUGAAGUCACAUAAAACUGCGGAAUACUUGUAGGUGUAGAUCUAGUCUAUGGAAUUAUUAUAGGGCAACUUUCUGGUAUUUUGUUACACCUUUCUUCCCACUGGAUUCCGUAGUGUAGGUAACGUGUCUAGGUAGUACUCUACUGUACUAUUUGUAAUGUGAAAUGAGAAUCAUCGAUGCCUAGAAAAGAGGGGUUUACAAUUCCUGUCGCUUCUUUUUGUGA
Brachypodium distachyon (stiff brome) is the source of this 2627-nucleotide messenger RNA. RefSeq lists its product as uncharacterized. The transcript has 16 exons. NCBI's taxonomy places the organism in Eukaryota, Viridiplantae, Streptophyta, Magnoliopsida, Poales, Poaceae. The record is from RefSeq and is a predicted model, not a curated record. The coding region runs from base 133 to 1974 and encodes 613 amino acids.